CAAACGGUUGUUGGCUUUCACGUGUAGUUUGUGCUUUUCUCUGUAUCAUCAAAAAAUCAAAGUCACUCCCAAACACUCUAAUAAAAAAGAAUACUGAAGCCUUUCCCUUUCCAUCAAACCCUUUUUUAAUCCUCUUUAUAAGGGUGGCCUUUCCCAUCCAUUCAUCAAUUAACCCAUUUUUCUUCUCUAUGAAGAUUUUGUUUACAAAUCGAAAUCAAUCAAUGUCUAAAGUCUUUGAAUUGUGGGUGAACAUGAUUCGAAAGAAGAAGAACGAGAGGCUUCUAAUGUUCAAAGAAUGUAUGCAAGGAUCUAAUCUUGUGAUAGAAUGGUUAUUGCUUUGAUUUCACUUGAAGAGACUUUAGUUUAUAAUUUGUUUGGUUUGGCUUUCUGGAGUAAUAUUACCAUUUUGGAAAUGUAGUAUCUUGUUUUGGUUGCGUAUUGUUUUGGGGGCAUUUAAGAAUUACUUGACCUUGAUUGUUUGAUGGAGUUGUUAAGAAGGAAGAGAAAGGGCCUAGAAGUUUUGCCAUUAUGUGGCAAAUCCUUGACUUCAUCUGCUAUUAUUUGGUCUCACUUGUCACUGGGAGAUUAUUCAAGGCAGAAGAAGAAGUGCAAGGAAGAUGAAGAUAAGGAAGUUGGUUCCCCUAGGAGUGUAGUUAAAGGAAUUGUCACUGCCCCCCAUUUUAGGAGUUCCUCUUUAGAUCCACCUUGUAGGGGUCUUAAGAGGAAAAUUGGUUGUAUUGAUGUAGCAACACAAUUGGGUCGGAAGAAAAAGAUCGAGCAACAAUAUGAUUUGGGUGCAACAAUUGGGAAAGGUAAGUUUGGAUCUGUAGUGUUGUGUAGAAGUAAAGUGACUGGAGAAGAAUUUGCAUGCAAAAUGUUGCGCAAGGGUGAGGAUCCUGUGCAUCGAGAGGUGGAGAUAAUGCAGCACCUUUCUGGUCAUCCAGGCAUUGUAACAUUGAAGGCUGUGUAUGAGGAUUCAGAAUCUUUCUAUCUUGUGAUGGAGCUUUGUUCUGGGGGGCGAUUGCUUGACCAGAUGGCUAGGGAAGGGCAAUAUUCAGAGCAUCACGCUGCUAAUGUACUGAGGGAGUUGAUUUCAGUUAUCAAAUAUUGCCAUGAUAUGGGUGUUGUUCAUCGGGACAUAAAGCCUGAAAAUAUCCUUGUUACGACUUCUGGGCAAAUGAAGCUUGCAGAUUUUGGGCUAGCUAUGAGGAUUUCAAAUGGUCAGAGCCUUACAGGUGUAGUUGGAAGUCCUGCCUAUGUUGCCCCAGAAGUUCUACUUGGCAACUAUUCAGAAAAGGUUGAUAUUUGGAGUGCUGGUGUCCUCCUUCAUGCUCUGUUGGUUGGCAUUCUUCCAUUUCAAGGUGACUCUUUGGAUGCAGUAUUUGAGGCAAUUAAGAAGGUUAACCUAGAUUUUGAGAGUGGGUUAUGGGAGUCAGUAUCCCAACCUGCAAGGGAUCUCGUUGCCAGAAUGCUCAAUAGGGAUGUUUCAUCAAGACUAACUGCUGAUGAAUUACUAAUUAAAUCAGUUGCUAAAAAGUCCAUGUUGAAGGCAAAUGGCAGCAAAUAUCUGAUAAUAUUUGUAGGCAACCAGUUAUUUGAUACUUCACAUAGCAUCAUACUGUUUUUGUGUGGCUUUCUGAGUCUAUGACAUUUUGGUUCAUGGAAAUGUUUGGAAGUAUCACAUUAAGAUUUAAGACUAACUAGCAAGGACUCGGGAUGUGGGCCACUUGUCCUGUAUGCCGAACAAGUAGCCAAAUGGAGCAAUUCUCAUGAGUCUUGACAUUCAAGAUAUCAAAUAUUUAUAUUCUGUUCUUAUUUUUCCAUGAACUGAGAUCAAAUUAGUUCUUAGUUAUACGUUGGAUAAAGCUUUGUUACUGUCAUUUAGUGUGUUUUAUAACCUGAAGUGUGAUUUUACAGGGCAUCCGUGGAUCUUGUUCCAUACAGAACCAACUUUGAAGUUACGUACAGUAAAACCGAAGUUAGGAAACCAUGUAAGAUUGACUUUCCAAAGACUAACUGGCAAAGAUGGGUUGGAGUCUGAGAGAAUCGAUAUAACAACCAGCAGCUUUCUCAGUGAUGACACUAGCCUAAUUUUAUCAUCUGGUGGUUCAAUAAAGAGGUUGGACGAGCAAGACUGUGGAUUCGUUGAUGUCCUUGCUGUGGCAAUGUCUCGUGUAAGGAUAUCCGAACCAAAGAGAAGCAGGUUGUGUGGUCCUACCAGCCCUAUUCGACGAGAAUGUUCCUCUAACAUUAAGGUUGACAAUCUCUGCACAGCAUUCUGAUCCUGCUUUUGAAAUGCUGACUCAACUGUUAGGUAUUACCCCUAUUAGCUAUAGCUGGAACUAAAGAUAACCUACUGUGGCAAGAGACUUGUGAAGACUAAGUGCAGUACCAAUAAAAUGACCUUGUGGGUAAAAUGAAGUGUUAACUCUUAAAGCAUGUUUCUUCUUGAGUGAUAACCUUGUAAUUUUUAAUUAGUGUGUGUUUGGAUAUAUUUUCGCUCUUUAGCCUGACUUGGCAUGUUGUGAAAACAUGGAUUGUAAUAAGUCUUCUGUAAAUAUAAUUUGUGGUAAUUAACUUUUGUCUUUGCCUGUA
Messenger RNA from Hevea brasiliensis (rubber tree), 2595 nucleotides. RefSeq names its product serine/threonine-protein kinase PEPKR2. The record is from RefSeq and is a predicted model, not a curated record. Bases 482 to 1648 code for a protein of 388 amino acids. Gene Ontology annotation, biological process: peptidyl-serine phosphorylation; intracellular signal transduction; protein autophosphorylation. The transcript has 5 exons. Gene Ontology annotation, molecular function: calmodulin binding; calcium/calmodulin-dependent protein kinase activity; ATP binding. Gene Ontology annotation, cellular component: nucleus; cytoplasm. NCBI's taxonomy places the organism in Eukaryota, Viridiplantae, Streptophyta, Magnoliopsida, Malpighiales, Euphorbiaceae.